Molecule: messenger RNA, 817 nt
Organism: Thlaspi arvense
Lineage: Eukaryota; Viridiplantae; Streptophyta; Magnoliopsida; Brassicales; Brassicaceae
Source: the annotation of a GenBank genome assembly
GCAACUUUUAUCACUGACUCUCUUAUCUCUCUCAGACUCUCUCUCUCUCUCUCUCUCUCUCUCUCUCUCUCUCUCUCUCUCUCUCUCCUCUAUCUCCUCGAGUCAUAACAUUAAUGGCGUCAAACUCUAGAAGCUCGAGCUCGUCAUGGACAUUUCAGCAGAACAAAAUGUUUGAGAGAGCCUUGGCAGUUUACGACAAGGACACACCUGACCGUUGGCACAAUGUGGCAAACGCGAUAGGAGGAAAAUCUGCAGAGGAAGUGAAGCGUCACUAUGAUAUCCUCGUCGAAGAUCUCAUCAACAUCGAGUUAGGUCAUGUUCCUUUGCCUAAUUACAAGACCUUCGAAUCUAACUCAAGAUGCAUCAAAGAUUUCGAUCCUAGGAUAAUCAAGAAUCUGAAGAUCUAAGUUUACCACAUUAACGUGAAGAAGUCUUUGUACAAAUUCAGAGGGAUAUGUGAUUCUUCUAUCUAGUGAUUUUGUUUGUAUUUGUCUUUGUGUUCUACUUUCACAGAAGAGAUUAUAACUUGGUUUAAUAUUUUAGCUAAUUAUUAAUAAAUCAAAUGGAGAAUAUAAUAAACCUUUGAAAGCCGACAAGAAUAUUGUAUUUUUCCUAUUUUAGCAGAUGGGGAAGAGUGAUUUAUACAAAAAGUGUGCCGAAAGAAGAAAACAACAAGUAGCUGGGAGUUAGGCUUAAUUAAGCAAUAUUGUUUUAAUAAUCAAUCAUUUUAAUUCCCAUAACUAAAAAAUGUAAUCCAGAAGAAAAAAAACGAGACAGAGAUGGCUCCUCUACUAUUUAUCAAUUUAUCAUUGGAUAA